GGUCCACCAGCACCUGCAUUGCAUCCUUCAGCAUUUGAAUGUGUGAGCUGUCUCAACUGAUCAAGUAUAAUCGUCGUGGCAAACAUGCAUGGAGAUAAACCACACAUCCCACCUCCUACCCACCUGCCUUGCCAGUUUCGAGAUCAAGACCAGCGGGUAACAGCAAAAACGGCAGAAUUCUUAAGAACCACUAGUAAAAUAAGGGCCCCAGCAAUGCCCUUAAUUUUAAACAAAGAGAGUUCGCUCAAGGUGAAAGCACUCUGGCUGGAGACCGUUCCCUAGUGAGCCUAUAAGACGAACUUAUGUUGAAAGGCAAACGAGAGAAAUCAAAGGAGCCAAAAUCAUUAAAGCUGCAUCAACUAAAUUUCUGAUGAAGGUGCUAAGCAGCUGCAGUCCACCCAAAACCUUAAAUGUGAACAAUAUGGACACUUUGAUUACAUGCCAGUCAGAGGUUGACAUCAAAAAAUGCCACUUGAUCAUGCCAUCAGAUGGCGAAGAUGGUCUGCAUCAUCUGACUGAUAGUAAUAAGAAGAGAAAGAAAGUAAUAUCUUGGCCGUUUAUGCUGAGACGAACCACUGCUGGAUCAGAGACUCUGGGACAUCUAGAAUCUGAUCUGAAGCCUUCUCUGUUUGAUCAGCCAUUGUCAAUUGUCUGCAGUGAGGAAGAUGUGCUGCCCAAACCGAUACAGGAUAUCCUUACAAUGCUCUUCCUGGAAGGGCCUUUAACAGAAGGAAUAUUCCGGAAAGCUGCCAAUGAAAAGGCACGUAAGGAGCUGAAAGAAGAGUUAAACUUUGGAGGAAAAGUUGUCUUUGAAAAUAAAUCUGUGCAUCUGUUAGCAGUGGUUUUAAAGGAUUUCCUCCGAAACAUUCCCCAUAAACUGCUGCUGUCUGCGCUUUUUGAUGAGUGGAUGACAGCACUGGAGAAGAUAAGCCAUCAGGAAAGAACCAAAGCAAUGAAAGAGGUCACAGGCAAACUACCAAGACCAAACCUUCUUUUGCUCAAGCAUCUGCUCUGUGUGCUUCACCACAUUAGCAAAAGCUCAGAGAUCAACAAAAUGGAUUCCAGCAACCUUGCAAUCUGCAUUGGGCCAAAUAUGCUGACUCCAGUUCGUGACCAAAGCCUGCCACUUGAAGUCCAGAAAGAGCUGACAGAUAAGGUGAAGACACUGGUGGAAUUUCUCAUUGAUAACUGCUUUGAUAUAUUUGGAGAAGAAAUCUCUUCACUGUUCAGCAUCUCUGCUGAAGAUUCCCUGGACAGGCCAGAAAUGUUGUCUGACAGAUGUCAGCAUGAUUCUGCCUAUGACAGUGCAGAUUUUGACGGAGAAUGCAAUUCCACUGAUCUCCAGGCCAAUGAUGUAGCACAAGUCCACGGGACAGUAAGCAAGCCCAGAAGUACAGAGCUGUACUCUCAACAGCUGGUAGCCCAGAUGUCAUUUGUUUCUUCUCCACUAAACCAAAAAUCCAUAAGCAACCUGGAUAGGAGGUUCUCUGAGCCAGACAUGUUAUCUUCUAAGAGCUGCCAGGAAGGCUGGAUGAGAAGCCAGAAGCUAACCAAGAGUGAGGAGAGCUUCAUUCAACAAGAGGAACUGGGGCUGAAGUGCAAAGGGCUGAGGAAGGAAAUGGCAGGAGAACCUUAUCUUGCAGGCCUCUAUAGGAACAAGAAGCCACCUAACUUAACAAUAAAAGCUGGCUUGCCAGCAGAAUUGUCAAACAGUUCCUUGCCCAGAACAUCCUCCAGCAGUUCGCUAGACAGCGCCUCCUCAGUCUCUGACGGUUCUGUCUUCACCAGCUCACCACUCACCUCACCUUCUGCAUCUAAGAAAAAUGCCUUAACCCGGCUGCAGUCCUUUUCCAUUAAGGCUGCCGGUGGAAGUGACACCUCCAACAGUGAGCUCAAGAAGCAUUCAGUGUCAUUUUCUGUGGCAACCCGUACGGAGGUGCUAAUGAAAACCCAAAGCUGCAGCAUUGGAGGCUUUCAGAGGGACAGUUUCAAAAAGGACUCCAAGAAAGAGAGACGUCUUUCCUGCCGCAUAGUUCAAGCAAUGUGCAUGAAUGACUAUAGCCUAGUGCCUUUGGGGUGUCAUCUGAGGCCUCGUUUCAUGUCAGCAGAUGAGGUGUUUCGGCUCGUGGAUCAGAAAAAUCCUGGAAACCCUCCAUCCUAUGAAGAGGCUACCAAAAACUGCCUAGCUGCUAGACUGCCUUCAUAUAGUAGCUUAGCAGUUCAAAAUAUGAGACCCGCUGAGCUGUCUCCAGAGUUCGAGCCUCAGCAUCUGAAACGCAAUAGAAAGGUUGCAAACGAAAUGUGCAAGGACCUAUUUAAAGACAGGCUGCCUGUGACCAGUGAUUCUAAGGACAAAACGCCAGCCGUCGAUAUGGUUAUUGGAAUACAUUCCCGAGCUAAUUUGCCUCUAACUCCUCAAGUCUUUCGUCUCAGGACCAUGUCUGGGUCUUAUCAAAAGAACAAACAAGAAUAUCUGAUGCAGCGGUGUAGCCAGCCAGCCUUUGACCACAUACAGUGUGCGAAGGAAUCCUACGUUUGACUUACUGCCCCAUGUCAACACAACGUAGGCAGUAUAGAUGGCACAAAAGCAAGUCUUUCACCACAUGUAACUGCAUAUAAAAUAAGCUCAUCCGCAUCUGCCUUUCCCUAAAAAGAUAGUCUUCCUGGUGUCAUGUGGAAUAUGUGCCAUUCUGCAGAUAUGUAAAUUUUGCACAUAAUGGAUAUAUCUGUGGUUAAUCAUGUUUGUAAAUUUUAAAAGCAUGCUUUAAAGGUGAGGAAGAGGACUGCCAGUUUUAUUCAUCCUGUUCUUAUGCUGUACAUAGUAUGAUCAUUUCUUUUCCCCUUAAAUAUGGACAGGAGUCCAGACUCUUGGGGAAAAUGCUGUGGAGACCUCUAGUCCAUCUUGACCCUAAGCCAAAGCAAACUUGUUUUUUUACAACAUAUCUGGUGGUUCUGCUUUGUCUGGUUUUGCAUUGCUCAAGUGAUCUAGUUUCUACCACUUCCUCUUUAUAUGCCAUUUCCAACGGAAAUAAGCCUCAGUCUUAUGAAACUAUCCCCGCCAAAAUGUCUUUGUUAUAUCUAAAAGUCCAGCUUAGCUACCCUCAUCUGCAAUAUUUUCCCCCCUGCUAGUUCAGUGGAUAUAAAGACUUGCCUUUCUGGAUCAGACUAAAUGUUCAUCAAGUCCAGCAUUCUAUUUCUAAAUGUAGCCAUCUCUUGUCCUUUCUCCUUUUGUCUGAUAAUCAGAGAUACACUGCCUUUGAAUAUCAUUACCAUCACUGUUGCUAUUAACUAAGCACCCCGUAACAACCAGGAACUAUACAGAAAUAUAUUAAAAAAACAAGAAGGCUAACCCAAAAGUUGACAAUUUUAAAUACUCUCUCCUCCCAGUUCCCUUCCCCCUCUUCAAAUACUAGCAAGACUCCACUUUUCUAAACCUAGGAGAUAAUAAUUCAGUCUCCUUUUUACAGAAUCUUGAACUCCCAUAGGCAGUUGGUGAUUAGACACUUCAGCAAUUGACUCAGCUCUUAGAGGCAAUAUUCCCAAUCCACCUCUAUGCAUGUAUAAUAACUAUUGCACCUGGAUGGUGAUGUUCAUUAUCCUCAUCAACUCAGUGGGACCUGGAUGAGCACUAUAAAGUUGAUGCUCACCUGCAUCUGCUUUGAUUCUGAGUCUGAGCCAUGAUCAUAUCUUGGCUUAAUAAGCUGCUAUAUGGACAAGCCUUUCCCCCCACACAUAGAGCCUAUUCAUAAAACUCAUAAUCAAACCAAGAACCAAUUAACCACGUCCACCUCAUCUAAACAGGGUAAUGUUGGUUACCAGCUUUGGAAUAAGCCACGACUUGAAAACCAACUUCAAGCCAUGGUUUAAUAUCCUGUCUUGUCCUGAAAGUGGUAACCAGAGUUUCCUGGUUCAGAUGAAAUGGGAAAUUAUGAGCCUUAAUUGAAGACACCCUUACUUGUUUUUCCACACUGGGAAGGAAGGAAAGGACUGCAUGCACAGACAAAAGGGUUGCUUAUACAGUAUUUCUGCUUAUUAGGCCACAUCUGGAUGAUCAUAUCUCAUCUUAUGGGUACAGAAGCCUGCAUCAUUAUAUCAACAAUACAUAAAAUGGUAACUGUUCUGAAAAGUGUAUAAUUAUGUUGCAGGCAGGCAUAAGGAGACAGGGAUUGUGUGUGAUACUGUGCCUUUGUCAGAGUUUUCUCUGGGGACAAUGGGCUGCAAGAAUCAUUACACCAUGGAAUUGUACAAAAUGGGAAUGUGGGACAUGUUGAGAGUGCUCUUCUGAACAUGUCAAAAAUGUUUAAAGCAUUGUUAUUGCUAUAUCAGCAGCAGUCUUUGAUUUGUGGCUCACAGUAGUCUAGUAGAGUGGGCAUAGCUAUUUGCAAGGAGAGUGGGUUUUUUUAUUCAAAAGUAAUGUCACCAGAAUAAAGCACUUUUCUUGCCUGAAACACC
Messenger RNA from Rhineura floridana, 4452 nucleotides. It is a transcript of the gene TAGAP, whose product is annotated as T cell activation RhoGTPase activating protein. The transcript is spliced from 13 exons. Gene Ontology annotation, biological process: signal transduction; regulation of Rho protein signal transduction. Gene Ontology annotation, molecular function: GTPase activator activity. Bases 371 to 2539 code for a protein of 722 amino acids. The record is from RefSeq and is a predicted model, not a curated record. NCBI's taxonomy places the organism in Eukaryota, Metazoa, Chordata, Lepidosauria, Squamata, Rhineuridae.